Messenger RNA from Misgurnus anguillicaudatus (oriental weatherfish), 4848 nucleotides. It is a transcript of the gene morc3b, whose product is annotated as MORC family CW-type zinc finger 3b. Gene Ontology annotation, molecular function: ATP hydrolysis activity; zinc ion binding. Gene Ontology annotation, cellular component: nucleus; PML body. The record is from RefSeq and is a predicted model, not a curated record. Lineage: Eukaryota; Metazoa; Chordata; Actinopteri; Cypriniformes; Cobitidae.
CGUUUCAUAACGUUGGAGUCGAGUUUAGACACUCCCACAGCUUUAUAGAUAUUUAACUCCUUCAAAUUCAGACAGUCUAGUUUUAAAAUAUGUUAUAUAGACCUGAACUCAGACUGAAGCUUUGAUAAAACAACUCAGAGUCUCAGCGUGUGCAUAGCUGGAGUACGAAAACAGAGCUCUCUCUAUUUCUGGACAUGUGCAGUAGAAGUCCCUUCAUACAAGUGAACAAACUACAGGCUUUCUGUAAUAUCUUACAUCGAUCCUUCUGCACAAAUGGCCACUAAUAGACAAAGUUUUAUUCCUCUCAGCACAAUCAGUCCUAAAUUUCUACAUUCUAAUUCCACAAGUCACACUUGGCCCUUUAGUGCCAUUGCUGAAUUGAUUGAUAAUGCAUAUGACCCGGAUGUUCACGCGAGACAGAUUUGGAUAGACUGGACACGCAUCAAAGGCCUAGACUGUCUCUCUUUUACAGAUAAUGGGGUGGGGUUGACCAGAGCUAAACUACAUAAGAUGCUCAGGCUGGAACUUGGACCAACAUGGUUGAAUUGCAUAUUGAGCUUUGGAUUCAGUGAGAAGAAAGCAGUUAGAGGUCACAUUCCAGUCGGCGUUUACGGUAACGGGUUCAAAUCAGGUUCCAUGCGUCUGGGAAAAGAUGCCAUCGUUUUCACCAAGACCAGAGACACAAUGAGUGUGGGUCUCCUCUCCCAGUCUUACCUUGAAGCCAUCGGAGCCCAGCGAGUCAUGGUGCCCAUCAUCACGUUUAGACGUGACGGACAUAACCAUGUGGAGGAUGGAGCCAGUCUGAGAGCGAUCCUCAAGCAUUCACUCUUUAGCUCGGAAAAAGAGCUGUUCACAGAGCUCCGAGCCAUCAGCGCCACCGGCCCCACAGGAACACGGAUCAUCAUAUGGAAUCUGCGCACGUCCACAAAUGGUGAUACCGAAUUUGACUUUGACACCGAUAAAUACGACAUACAGAUCAGAGCAAACUUCAUCAAUGGGAGGGGUAACAGCAGUCUCAUCAUGAUCCCGGAGAGUGAAUACUCAUUACGGGCAUACUGUAGCAUUUUAUACCUAAAGCCUCGCAUGCAAAUUAUUGUUCGUGGGCAGCGAGUUAAAACCCAACUGAUAUGCAAAAGUCUGGCUCUUAUCGCCCAAGACAACUACAGACCAUCAUUCCUUAACAAGCGGGUACGCAUCACCUUUGGCUACAACACCAGAAGCAAAGAGCAUUAUGGGAUUAUGAUGUACCAUAAGAACAGGCUAAUAAAAUCAUAUGUGAAAGUGAGCUGCCAAAGUAAGACCGAAAGGAAAGGUGUAGGAGUCAUUGGCGUUAUUGAGUGUAAUUUUCUCCAACCCACUCACAAUAAGCAGGACUUUGAUGACACUGAUAAAUACAGGAAGACGAUGCACAAUCUCAGUAUUAAGCUGGAGGAGUACUGGAACGAAAUCCGCUACAAGCGAAAGAAAGAGGAUCCAAAAGGCACAGUGGCAAUAGAAGAUGUGUUGAAAGUUCCAGAUCAGGUGUGGGUUCAGUGUGACAGCUGCUUAAAGUGGAGAAGACUUCCAGAUGGCAUCCCUGCACUGCCAGAGAAAUGGUUCUGCCACAUGAACCAUGAUCCACAGUUCAGGAGCUGUUUAGUAGAGGAAGAACUAGAGGAUGAAGAGGAGGACCAGAAGCCGUACCCUAAACCAUUUAAACGCCAGCGGAGAAACUGUCUGUCAGAAGAGAAUGAACCAGAGAAAACACAGACUGAGGACUUUCAGGCAGAGCUAACAACCAGUCAGGCACAACUCACCCUGUCCAGACAGCCACCAGACAUUGGCCAAUCUGAAUCAAACCGGUCACUAGCGGAGAGGUCACCACUGCCCCUCAUCAACCUGACCGCUAUCUCCAACUCUCUUAGAAGAGCAAAACAACGGUCAUCUUCCAUUGAAACCCAGACCGAGGUGUCGUCAAUCUCUUCUGCCCCCCUUCCAAGCCCAAAACAAGAGCUCUCGUCUCAGGCACACCGCAGGCCUGCUUUGAAAGAGGAGAGAAAGACUCAAUCCGACACACUUGUGAGCAAAGCUGAGAGCGGCGUGAUGAAAGGAUUCGAGUCGCAUCAGGGGCCCGCCGCUACGGAGGAGAUGUGCGAAGGAGAUGCAUCAUUCAGGACGGGAGAGGAAUACAGCUCGGCUGUGGAGGAGAUAAUUGCAUCGCCUCUGAAAAAUGAGAAGAGAGGAGUAUUGCAUGACGAGAUGGAGGACGAGGAUGAGGAAUGGAGCUUGGCAGAGGCGCAACGGUGGCAAGAUGAGCCGAUGGAACUGAUGCAGAAGGCAGUGGAAGAAAGAGAUGCCUGUCGGGAGGAACUGGAAGUGCUUCGAGAGCACGGUGCCGCUCUAGAGGCCGAAAGGAAACAGCUCAUCAGCAGGCUGGAGAUGGUAGAAGCAGAGAAGCUCAGUCUUUCAGCCUUAUGUGAUCAGCUCAAGAGUGAACUAUCAGCGCUCGCGGUGGAAAAAGAUGAGCAGUCGACACUGCAGAGACUACGUGUAAACCUGAGCCGCCUGCUGGUGUCUUUCAUCCCCUCACUUCAUCUAGAAACUGUGGACUACAACAGUGAUGUCAUCGAUCAGAUGCUUAUUCAAGUUCUAGAAAACAUUAAUUAGAAAAUUGUUGCUGAUCAUCAGAACAGUGAGAGUCACGAUGGGAAAAAAGUGUGAAGGCAGCUUUGCAGCGAGUAGGCGUGGUUUCAGCACUUAAGUCCAAUUUAUAGUCGUGCGUAAGGCUUGCACCGUAGCUACGCUGUAGGUUAUCCGUAGCCUCUGCGUAGCCUGACGUGCACCUCGCCAAAUUUUUAACAGCGCGUCAGUUCUAUGCGGAUCGCAAGCGCUGUGAUUGGUUCACUAGAACCCCUCCCGUCAGGUAAAAAAAACGUGUCAUAGGUAUUUCCGUUUGCAACAGUGAGAACAAAGAGGGGCCAAGUUGAGGAGUAAUUUAGCUGAAACUUUAACAAAAGUCGCUGUUUAUUUACUUCCAUCAAUGCUGGUCAUCUCAAAACAUACACAACAAGUUGCUGUUUCUUAUUCAUUUGUGGGUUAAACUUGCCAAGCUGAUUCUUCAUUGACGGUUGCGCUGCUACUGUGGUUACACGCGUGGAUACUGCCUACCAGCGGUCUGCAUGUGUGUUUGCAGGUCGACGACGCAGAAGUAUAAAUGAAAAGCCGUAGGUUGAACGCACAACUAUAAAGCUUUGUUUAUAGUUGCGCUUUGGUCAGCAACGCGAACCUCCGCUGACCGCGUGUGCGUCUCAACAUAUGUAAAACAUUUGUGUUUUAAAUGGUAAGGUUUACAUACUUUACUUGAGAGUGUCAGAUAAAUACUAAAUGCAUUGUUGUUCAUGAAUUGAUCAAAGAGAUACGUCACAGGCUUGCCUGUUCGACCAGAAUCGCCUCGAGGUCGGUCAUUUUCGGAUGCGGAGCCGCGCGUGCAGUUACAAAAAUUGCCGUGCACACCUCCACGCGAAAUGGGCUCUCGCGCAUUCAACGUGCAUGACCGCCCACUCCGCGUUGACGUCAUUUUUGCAGCACGCACCAACGCGCUCAUGCGGACACGUCGAGUAUAAACAUAGCUUUACGGCGGACAUGCCCCCAGCACUUGAGAGAAGAGAAUGCUGCUUAUUUUACCCAAAUUUUUAAACUCAAAACCUAUUUUUUUUACUCUGUUUUUUUGUCAUUCAAAUUUGGCUGGGUGGUUAAAGGAAUAGUCUACUCAUUUUCAAUAUUAAAAUAUGUUAUUACCUUAACUAAGAAUUGUUGAUACAUCCCUCUAUCAUCUGUGUGCGUGCACGUAAGCGCUGGAGCGCGCUGCGACGCUUCGAUAGCAUUUAGCUUAGCCCCAUUCAUUCAAUGGUACCAAUCAGAGAUAAAGUUAGAAGUGACCAAACACAUCAACGUUUUUCCUAUUUAAGACGAGUAGUUAUACGAGCAAGUUUGGUGGUACAAAAUAAAACGUAGCGCUUUUCUAAGCGGAUUUAAAAGAGGAACUAUAUUUUAUGGCGUAAUAGCACUUUUGGGAGUACCUCGACUCGCCUGAAAAGUCCGCUCCCCUUCUCCCUCUCAUAAUGGGAGAGGGAGAGUGUUACUGCGCCGAGUCGAAGUACUCCCAAAAGUGCUAUUACGCCAUAAAAUAUAGUUCCUCUUUUAAAUCCGCUUAGAAAAGCGCUACGUUUUAUUUUGUACAACCAAACUUGCUCGUAUAACUACUCGUCUUAAAUAGGAAAAACGUUGAUGUGUUUGGUCACUUCUAACUUUAUCUCUGAUUGGUACCAUUGAAUGAAUGGGGCUAAGCUAAAUGCUAUCGAAGUGUCGCAGCGCGCUCCAGCGCUUACGUGCACACACACAGAUGAUAGAGGGAUGUAUCAACAAUUCUUAGUUAAGGUAAUAACAUAUUUUAAUAUUGAAAAUGAGUAGACUAUUCCUUUAAUAACACAUUUUUCUGUGGUGUGACAAACUCAGAACACAUAUUUAAUAUCACUUUACACAGACUUUAACAUUUUUGGGUUUUGUUGAUGAAGUAUGAUUGUACCGAUUUCCCACUGUUUUCUUUUUGUUUUAUAAUGCGGUGACAUUCAUACAUUUUUGUGUUUAAUUGUUGAAAUACGUUUUGGAGUUGCUGUAUCUUUUAUUGGAGUGAAGUUUUAUUAUUGUUCUUGCUCCAAUUGUGAAAUGAUUCGAUUUUCUGAUCUCAAGGAUAAAAUUUUAUUUAAUGACAUUGCCACUUUAACAGUUUAGGAUCGAAGUGUUGAAUCACAAAACCAGACUUUAAUUUAACAUAGAUUUAAUAAAGCACCCCAACAAGCAUUUAAAUAA